CCCUCUACUCGAGGUUCGCCCAUAUUAUAGAAACGCGGAGCAACAUAAGGCCCAGUUUCUUCGGAGACCGUCAGUUCGGCAGGUUCAGUUUAACGCGCUCCGUUUCUCAAGAUGAAUUACCCAGUUCUUCUGAUGGUGCUGACGGCCUUUUCCGGAAGUCUCGUCGCCUCGGAAGCCAUCAAUGUUUACGGAGGCAUCCGCGGAGUCAGGGCUUCAAAUCCGGUGACCGUUGCCCAGCCGCCAGUCGAGCAUAUCAACUACAGACCCUAUUCCCAGGUUCCAGCGGGCAUCAAGCAGCUCCUGCAGUUCCAACAGGCUCGGGAACCGAUAACCCACAUCCCGGCCCAGCCGCCGCCCCAGUUGGCUAAGGCCCCGAGCCAAAACCGACCCCAGUACAACCCUCAGGUUCAAUAUGGAUCCGCGCAACCUAGUCCCCAGCAGUAUCAGGCCCAGCCUCAGGCGGCGUACAAUCCAGGAGUAAAUCCUCAGGCCCAAUUCAACCCCCAUCCGUAUCAGCAGGGUCAGCCGCAGAACUCGGUGGCUAGGAAUCACCAGCAGCAACAGCAGCCACCUGGUGGCUUGUUUUACCCCGAUCAGCGUCGCUUGUACUAAAAACCUUGAAUAACGAUUUCACUAUAUUAUAUACAUAAG
Molecule: messenger RNA, 651 nt
Organism: Diprion similis
Lineage: Eukaryota; Metazoa; Arthropoda; Insecta; Hymenoptera; Diprionidae
Product: activating signal cointegrator 1 complex subunit 2 homolog
Exons: 3
Coding region: 112-612 (166 amino acids)
Source: RefSeq, a predicted model, not a curated record